AUGGCAACUGCCGCAGCAGACCAAGAGGCCGAGUACACACUCAAGGAUGUCGCCUCCCACAAGUCGGCCAACGAUUGCUGGAUGGUGAUCCACGGGCAGGUCUACGACGUCACAAAAUACAUCCACGACCACCCAGGCGGUGCCGAAGUCCUAGUCGAGGCCGCAGGCACAGACGCCAGCGAGGCCUUCGACUCGGCCGGCCACUCGGAGGAUGCCUUUGAGAUCAUGGCCGAGUUCCGCGUCGGCAAGGCCAAGGGCGGCAACACCAAAAAGCCCGCUGCCAAGGUUGUCCGCAUAGCAAACGUCCCACCGCCGGCCCCUUCGGGCACGAGUUCAGCGGCCAGCAGUUCAAAGCAGCUUGCUGCGGUGGCAUCUGUCGCCACCCUGAGUGCGGUAGCGUUGUACCAUGCCACUGGUGUCAUCUCGCGUUUGGACGACCGUCACUUCGUUUCCCAGCUCAUCCGUCACCUCACAAGAUAUUUCCCCAAACUGAAGCUCACAUCAACAGAGCAUCGCGGAGGCUUGGGCUUCAUCCAAGGCUUCGCCCUAGCAGCCGGUCUUGUCGCCGUUGCAGGAACAGUCGCUAUGAAGCGUUUCUCCAAGCUGCUGAGCUUUGGGAAUGGACUUACCCAGUUCCCCCCUCACAUGAAGGCGUCCACACUGCCCAAGCCUGAUCCUCUCCUCCAGCGCGGCUGGCUUGACCCCGUCCACUGGCAGACAUUACCCCUGGCAAAGAAGGAGCUCCUCGCGCCGGGAGUGUACAGGCUGACAUUCACGCUCCCGACACCGACCACGGUGCUGGGCCUACCGACUGGGCAGCACGUCUCCAUCCGUGCCGAGAUCGAUGGCAAGCACGUCUCGCGGUCCUACACACCCGUGUCCAACAACUCGGACCUGGGUGUACUCGUCCUCGUUGUGCGCUGCUACCCCGACGGCCUUCUGACUGGCCGUUACCUGGCCGGUCUCGAGGUCGGGGACGAGGUGCAGUUCCGGGGGCCCAAGGGCGCCAUGCGCUACCACCGCAACUCGUGCAAGCGCAUCGGCAUGCUGGCGGGCGGCACGGGCAUCACACCCAUGUUCCAGCUAAUCAGGGCCAUCUGCGAGGACAGAUGGGACACCACCGAGGUGAGCCUCGUCUACGCCUGCAGGAACGAGGGCGACAUCCUGCUGCGCAAGGAGCUCGAGGCCUUUGCCAGGAAAUACCCCCAGAACCUCAAGGUGCACUACCUGCUCGACGAGGCGCCGGCUGACUGGAAAUACGGCGUCGGCCACGUUACUGCCGACAUCAUCGCUGAGAGGUUCCCACCGCCGGCGCCUGGGGCCAAGAUUAUGAUCUGUGGCCCGCCAGGUAUGGUAGGUGCUGCCAAGAAAAUGCUUGCAGGCCUCGGCUUCCAACAGCCAGGGGCCAUUUCCAGGAUGGAUGAUCAGGUUUUCUGCUUCUAG
Pyricularia grisea is the source of this 1443-nucleotide messenger RNA. RefSeq lists its product as uncharacterized. The record is from RefSeq and is a predicted model, not a curated record. The transcript has a single exon. Lineage: Eukaryota; Fungi; Ascomycota; Sordariomycetes; Magnaporthales; Pyriculariaceae. Gene Ontology annotation, cellular component: endoplasmic reticulum. The coding region runs from base 1 to 1443 and encodes 480 amino acids. Gene Ontology annotation, molecular function: heme binding; oxidoreductase activity.